Molecule: messenger RNA, 1578 nt
Organism: Penicillium samsonianum
Lineage: Eukaryota; Fungi; Ascomycota; Eurotiomycetes; Eurotiales; Aspergillaceae
Product: acyl-CoA synthetase
Exons: 3
Coding region: 1-1578 (525 amino acids)
Biological process (GO): fatty acid metabolic process
Molecular function (GO): medium-chain fatty acid-CoA ligase activity
Source: RefSeq, a predicted model, not a curated record
AUGCCGAUCCCUUCACUACCCCUCUUUGCUGCAGCGGAGCAGCAUGCGCGCCAGAAUCCCGAGAAGAUCGCGGUCAUUGACACCACCAAACAACAAUCCUUCACAUUCGUUCAAUUGCUGGCGGACGCAGCAGCAUUAAGGAAGCACAUAAUUGAGCAAUUGGGAUUGACGGGCGAUUUGGAAGAACGACGUAUUGCCUUCUUGGUCCCCAAUGGAUAUGACUACGUUGCUACGCAAUGGGCUGUGUGGGCGGCGGGGGGUGUCUGCGUUCCACUUUGCACAAGUCACCCAGUGAAAGAACUGCUAUACACCGUCGGUGAUUCGGACCCCUCAUUGAUUAUCGUGCAUCCGGAGUUCGAGAAGAUCGCACCCUCGCUGCGCGAAGGAUGCAACCCCAAUAUACCAUUCAUUGGACUGGAGGCAUUCUCUCGAAAUGAAGCCCCGACCUUACCUUCUUUCUCCCCACCGUUUGCGCUCACUCGGCGCGCCCUGAUGAUCUAUACCUCUGGAACCACGUCGAACCCUAAAGGCUGUGUGACGACACACGAGAAUAUCACUUUCCAAGCAAGCUCUCUGAUCAAGGCCUGGGAGUACACACCCUCAGACCGUCUCAUUCACGUGCUACCGCUCCACCACGUCCACGGUAUUAUCAAUGGCCUGGUUGCCAGUUUGCUGAGCGGUACCACAGUGGAGAUGCAUGCGAAGUUUGAUCCUAAGGUGAUCUGGGAGCGGUGGCAGGACCACGGCUCCUCGACCUUGUUCAUGGCUGUACCGACCAUUUACUCCCGCCUGAAUGACUACUUCGAUGCUCAUAUCCGCGGCACGGAACGAGAAGAUGCCGCGCGGGCUGGAGCUCAUGCUCUACGACUGGUCGUCAGUGGAUCUGCGGCCCUCCCAACCCCCAUCAAAGAAAAAUUCGCCGAAAUCACCGGCCAGGUUCUAUUGGAGCGGUAUGGAAUGACCGAGAUUGGUAUGGCGCUCAGUUGCGGGCUGGAGAUUCAAAAGCGAAUCGAUGGCAGUGUGGGCUGGCCGUUGCCCGGGGUCGAGGUACGACUGACCGAAAAAGAAACCGGUCGGAUCGUGGAUGGAGUGGAUGAGGACGGCAUGAUCGAGAUCAAGGGCGGUAAUGUCUUCUGCGAGUACUGGCGGAAACCGGAAGCGACGGCGUCGGAGUUCACAGCGGAUGGAUGGUUCAAGACCGGCGACGUGGCUAAACGCGAUUCAAGCGGUGCAUACUUCAUCCAAGGCCGUGCUUCUGUUGACCUGAUCAAAUCUGGUGGAUAUAAGAUUUCGGCGUUGGAAGUUGAGCGCAAGAUGCUGGCCAUUCAUGCAAUUCAAGAAGUUGCAGUAGUCGGAUUGACCGAUCAAGAAUGGGGCCAGCGAGUUGCUGCGGUUGUCAAAUUCCGGGAUGGGACUAUACCGCUGGAUCUUCCUACUCUACGCGCUGAGCUCAAAAACGAGAUGGCUCCGUAUAAGAUCCCCACUGUUCUGAAGGUUGUGGAUGGGAUCGAGCGCAAUGCCAUGGGCAAGGUCAACAAGAAGGUCAUUGUACAAAAGUACUGGCCGGAUAAGGCAUGA